Messenger RNA from Paracoccidioides brasiliensis Pb18, 222 nucleotides. RefSeq lists its product as uncharacterized. Bases 1 to 222 code for a protein of 73 amino acids. The transcript has a single exon. The record is from RefSeq and is a predicted model, not a curated record.
AUGAAAGUAGAUAAACGAUCUUAUAUUGAGGCAUUCCCAAGUUCAGGAUUGAACCAGUCGAAUUUGGAAUAUUUAGGUGUUGAUGGGCAAGGAAAACCAGAGGCCGCACCAUGUGCCAUGCGGUACAUGGUCACUGGAAAAGAUAAGCCAGAUCGCGCGGUUGAGCGUCAGAGUCCAGGGGGACUGACCUCAUUAACAGGAGAUGAGGAAAGAGAAGAAUAA